This is a messenger RNA of Cadophora gregata, 1086 nucleotides long. RefSeq lists its product as uncharacterized. The transcript has a single exon. NCBI's taxonomy places the organism in Eukaryota, Fungi, Ascomycota, Leotiomycetes, Helotiales, Ploettnerulaceae. Bases 1 to 1086 code for a protein of 361 amino acids. The record is from RefSeq and is a predicted model, not a curated record.
AUGACGCAUAUCCAGAGCGCUAUUGAGAUGAUACUCAAGCAGCUCUCGACGUUACCACAGCAGCGCUAUUUCCCUCGAGUCGGAUUUGCAGCAAAGCAACCUGAUGCAGUAGUCGACUACGAGCUUUUGGCGGCAUUCAUGCGUCUCGAUCGGCCAUCGCUGGCAUUGAUGAGCAGCCGACGAGGAUAUCCUCCUCUUGCAGCCAAUCGCAUCUUCACCUUGUUAUUCUCUGCAGAGCAACUCGAUAUCCCAGUCAGCUUCGCGACCAUUUCCGAAGCGAGAUCUUAUUUGGAGGACAUACAAUGGAGGAUAUUAUCCAACAACCACACACCAGACUCUAUUUCGGCAUUGUGGGAUGACAGUGAAGCACAGUCUAUCUUUCCAGACUUCGAAUCUGUGCCGUGGCAAUUGAAAAAAUGGUACCAAGCAACAGACAUUGUAGGAUCUUCGUCGCACCUGGUAUAUCGACUUGCGCAGUGGCACGACGCAUUCCAGCCACUACUAAACUAUGCCAUGAGUCCAGCAGGGGACUCGAUCUUCGUUCCGGCAACGAUAUUGCAUGUCCAGGCGAUGGCCGCUGACUUGACGAUCAGUGGAUUCGCGCCACACUCAGGAUCGCAUCUACGAGCGGAUUCGUUCUCGAGCACGCGUUCAUCAUCGAUGUCGGAACACCAGUCUUCAUUUUCAAUGGCUGGCCCUUCGGCACUAGCCGUACCAGAUACGACAUCCGGCCGACGCUCAUCGUCCGGCCGGUCGUCGACAUCCUUUAUCGCUGAGAGUUCGACGCCUUUCCCAAAUGUCCAUGCAAUCUUGAAAUUCUGCAGGAGGAUGAUGUCACAUCCAAGUUUCUUCAAGGGAUUCGUGUUCGAUGCGGGGGUCAUACCACCGCUCCUGAAGAUUGUACUCCUAUGUCCCGAUCGUGCACUGAAGAAAGAAGCUAUCGAUGUUCUGAGGUCUAUCGCACCAAGACGGGAAGGAAUGUGGGAUAGUAGAAUUUGCGCAGAUGCUGGUGAAAAGUGUAUAGCAAUGGAAGAAACAAGUCAAGGACUAGACAUGAUCGACCCAUUCCUCCUUGAUGGAGUAUGA